AACAUGCUCAAAUGAACCAUGUCAGGAAGUUACAUCAACCAAAUUUCAGAAAAAGUGAAUAAAAUAGCUCAGAAGUGUUUAGUGCGACAAGAAAGGAGAAGCCAACCGAGAGAAGAGGAAGCGGAACUUCAACACGGCGCCAUUAAAGCCCCGGAGGGUUGUGGGGAGCAGAGCGGCGUCUCAGGGACAUGAAGGCCGCGGUCCCUUUCCUCGUUCUCCUCAGUGGCUGUUGCAUGACUUGGACGGAGGCCCUGACCGUUAAAGGAUUGGUCGGGGGAACAGUCAGAAUCGAAUGCACUCACACCAAUGCGCAGAGCAACACCAAAUACUUCUGUAAGGGAGAAUGUCGCUACCAGGAUGUUCUCAUAACAAGUAAGACGGGAGGAUCAGAGAAGUAUUCUAUCGAAGACAAGGGAAACACAUUCAUCACAACUAUGAGGAAUCUGCAACUAAAAGACACUGGGAAUUAUUGGUGUGCGAUUGAAAGGUUCGGUCUCGACACAUAUGUGGAAGUGUAUCUCAAGGUCAACGAUGUGGAGAAGAGUGAUGUUCAUGCUGUCGAAGAAGCUAUUACAACAGGGUUUAAACCAACAGCGCGGCCUACAGACUUCGAAAAUGAAAGCUCACGAGGAGAAACCGUUUCUGCACGGCCAACGGACUUCGAAAAUGUAAGCUCACGAGGCGAAAGCACUUCUGAUGUGAAGAGUGAUGUUAAUGCUGUCCAAGAGACAACUACAACAGAGUUUGAACCAACAGGACGCCAAACAGACUUCGAAAAAGAAAGCUCAAAAGGAGGAAGCAUUGCUGGUGAUGUGUCUUAUCAGUUGACAUAUAUAGGAGCAGCCCUUGGUGUUGCUGUGUUGGUGCUGGCCCUGGUUCUUCUGAUCUUCUGCAGGAUAAAACACAGAAGAGCCGCAUUUGCUUCAGACCAAAACCAAAGCACCCAUGAAUGUCCAGGAGAACCGAGGAGGAACAGCCUCCUUCCCGCCUCAUUGACCAAUCCGCUCCCCGAUAGCGCUAUUUACUCCAAUGUCAGUGGGUUUCCAAAGCCUCAGGAUCAACCAGAUGAGAGGAUGUCGUUCCCCUCCAGUCCAGAGCAGCCCGGUGUCUUCUACUCCACUGUGAACUACAACAAUGAUUCCAAGGGUGUGGCUCUCAAAACGGAUACAGACUCUGUCAUGUAUUCUACCAUUCAAAAGACUCAGUAAGGGUCUGGAGGAAAAUAAUUAAGUGAAUAUGCUUUCGGAAAAUACUAUUAAUAGUGAUAGUCAUACCUUUACUACUAUUAACAGUUUUAUUUAUUUCGUAGUGUGGGGAUCAUAAUCCCUACACUUCGAAAUAAAAUAUGUUACCUAUUUUCUAUUUUUAUAUUCUUUCAAUUGUCAUUUGUCGAAUAGGUAAAUGUGGGAAACUGAAAUGAACACACACAAAAAUGUGCAUGCAGGCAAACAAGCACACACAUACAAACACUCACACACGCACUCACACAACUAAACUGAAGUGAAAGUAUACAAACAUUUUAAUAAAACUAAUGCAGAGAGCAAUUCAGCAAUCAUAGAAGGGUGUUUACCAAACUCCUCUGUUUGAGAACCAACAAUUUCCUUCAGUAGCACUUAGUAGAGAAUAUAAUUACAACCCACAAGAGGGUUUUUCAUGCAGAUCAAUGUAUUUAACAUGAGGUGACAAGUCUAGUCCUACAUUAAAGACCUCCAGCAUAAUAAGCAAGGACUGGUAUAGCUGAAAAAAUAAAAUAAUAAUAAGCUUGAUGAAACAAACUGAAGAUGUACCUACCUCACCAGUUGGACCCAUGUUUCAAAUUGUUUUCCUCGUCACCGCCAGAGAGAACAGUAUAGUAUAAUAUGCUAUGGGCCAUCGUAAAGUCAGCGUCUUUCGUGAUUCUUAUACAUUGGCCACGCAGUGCUUCUUGCUAAUUAAUUAAAUAAUAUAUCAAACUAAUUAUUUGUCAUGUUUGAAAAAGUUUGUUGUGUUUGAAAAAUAAUUAAUAAACCCAUUAUUGUAAGAAUAAUA
This is a messenger RNA of Gadus chalcogrammus (walleye pollock), 2028 nucleotides long. RefSeq names its product CMRF35-like molecule 7. Bases 189 to 1208 code for a protein of 339 amino acids. The transcript has 9 exons. NCBI's taxonomy places the organism in Eukaryota, Metazoa, Chordata, Actinopteri, Gadiformes, Gadidae. The record is from RefSeq and is a predicted model, not a curated record.